AUGAUGUCCAUGAAGAAUAACACAGAAGUGACUGAAUUCAUUCUGCUAGGACUCACUGAUGCCCCAGAACUGCAGGUGCCUCUCUUCAUAGUGUUCACCCUCAUCUACCUCAUCACCUUGAUAGGGAACCUGGGUAUGGUCAUGUUGAUCCUGCUGGACUCUCGUCUCCACAUCCCCAUGUACUUUUUCCUCAGCAACCUCUCUCUGGUGGACUUUUGUUACUCCUCAACAGUCACUCCAAAGGUGAUAGCUGGGUUUCUAAAAGGAGGCAAGAUCAUCUCCCACAAUGCAUGUGCUGCCCAGAUGUUCUUUUUUGCAGUCUUUGCCAGUGCAGAAAAUUUUCUGUUGUCUUCUAUGGCCUAUGACCGCUAUGCAGCAGUGUGCAAAGCUCUCCAUUACACCACCAUCAUGACUACGAAUAUGUGUGUGCAUCUAGUCAUUGGUUCUUACGCCUUUGGCUUACUGACUGCUGCUAUUCAAACCCGAAACACCUUUUCCCUCUCGUUUUGUAUGUCCAAUGUGGUGCAUCACUUUUUCUGUGACAUUCCAGCAAUCAUGAGUUUGAGUUGUUCCAAUAAAGACUUCAGUGAGCUGGUGCUUCUUCUUUUCUCAAGCGUUUAUAUCUUGUUUGGCAUUGUUGUUAUUUUGAUUUCUUACCUGCUCAUCUUCAUCACCAUUUUGAAGAUGCAUUCAGCCAAGGGAUACCAGAAGGCUUUUUCUACGUGUGCUUCUCACCUCAUCGCAGUUUCCAUAUUUUAUGGAACAGUCAUGGUCAUGUACUUACAGCCCAGUUCCAGUCAUUCCAUGGACACAGCUAAAAUUGCAUCUGUGUUCUAUACUAUGCUCAUUCCCAUGCUGAACCCUGUGGUCUACAGCCUGAGGAAUAAAGAGAUAAAGAAUGCUAUCACAAAGGUUGCAGAGAAGGCAAAAUAUUCUCUAGGUUUAGAGCUCUAA
This is a messenger RNA of Suncus etruscus (white-toothed pygmy shrew), 954 nucleotides long. RefSeq names its product olfactory receptor 5B17-like. Gene Ontology annotation, molecular function: G protein-coupled receptor activity; odorant binding; olfactory receptor activity. The record is from RefSeq and is a predicted model, not a curated record. Gene Ontology annotation, biological process: G protein-coupled receptor signaling pathway; sensory perception of smell. The transcript has a single exon. Lineage: Eukaryota; Metazoa; Chordata; Mammalia; Eulipotyphla; Soricidae. Gene Ontology annotation, cellular component: membrane. Bases 1 to 954 code for a protein of 317 amino acids.